Paramormyrops kingsleyae is the source of this 1842-nucleotide messenger RNA. RefSeq names its product titin-cap (telethonin) (gene tcap). Gene Ontology annotation, cellular component: Z disc. The record is from RefSeq and is a predicted model, not a curated record. NCBI's taxonomy places the organism in Eukaryota, Metazoa, Chordata, Actinopteri, Osteoglossiformes, Mormyridae. Gene Ontology annotation, molecular function: protein-macromolecule adaptor activity; structural constituent of muscle; titin binding. Gene Ontology annotation, biological process: skeletal muscle contraction; sarcomerogenesis; skeletal muscle thin filament assembly.
UCUCCCCCCGCCAUCGUGUCCAGUGCCCCGGUGUCAAGUGUCUUGUCAGGGACGGUGCAGAGUGAGACCAUCGAUUGGAAAUAGUAGCCGAGCGUCUAUAAAAGCUGAAUGAAGAGACCCCUCAGUAGACAGCCAAACUCACAGGCCACCAGCAGGCACCGAAACCCCCCCCCCCCCCUCAGAGAGAAAAAACCCGAGAGAGACACCCCAGGGGGGACAGGCAGUGAGAGACCUAGACAUCCUCCGUAGACGUUGAGCCAGACCGCAGUACAGAUCGCCAGGAUGCAGGGCCGUACCAUGCUGGUGAAGCAGGGGGGAAACGUGGCGGGGGCCAGACUGGCCUGCAGCGUGCGGGACGGAAACCCGACACGCAAGGAGAGCCACAGCGCCGACUGGAACAGCGUGGAGCUGAAGACGCAGCCGGAAGACGGGCAAACCGUGCACGAGGUGGACAAGGAUCGGCGCGAGUCCUACUCCCGCCAGUGGGAGGCGCGGCGGUUGGUGCAGGCCUGCCCCUCGGGGGUGAUUCGCCUGGGCACCCUGGAGCAGGGGGUGAGGGAGCACCAGCAGCUACCCUACAGGAACACCCUGCCCCUGCCCAUUUUCACCCCCGCAGAGCUGGGCGUCCGGCUGGGCCGCGGUGCCCCCCACAUCCUGGAGGACCUGCGCGCCUUCCCCGUCCCCGACGGCUCCUGCCCCACCAAGAGGGAGGUGUGCGACAUCACCAAGGACCUGCCACCGGUGCAGCCCAUGCGCAUGGACUUCGCCAAAGCGCCCAGAUCUCUGGGCCGCUCCAUGUCACAGGAAGCCCAGAGGGGGUGAAGAAGGGAAGAAGGGAAGAGAGGAAGAGGGCAAAACGUGGAGAGGGUGACAGAAAGACAUUGGGGGAGAGGUGGAAUGUAUUGCCUGAAAACGGAAGUAGUUUAUAUAGGAAUUCCAUUCAAAAUAGAAGUAUAUGGAAAUUACAAUUAUAUUUAUAUAUUCCGUGGGUAUUUUUUUGCAUCUUAAACAUCCCAAACUGUUUAGCUCUCCUGCAUGGUUUGGGCAAUUGGACUUCAGUACUCAAUAUUGUGUCCCCAGGUCACCCCCUUAAGUUUGAGUAGCAACUCAAUAGUAGAUGACUCAAGGAAUCAGUCAGGAGAUCUGUUUGCACACCUGAGGAAUAUGGGACGGGGUUAGGGAGCCGGCCAUUAUCGGCAUGAGUGACAGUGAGGCCUGUCGACCCACCUUUACUGCAGAUUGCAGAUUCGAAGGAUCAGUGUAGCUCGGCAGCGGGGGGGAGCGUCGCAGUGCCAGCGACGUUUAUGCAGAGUGGCGAUCGGUGGACUCUGGAAUGUGGCUACAGGAAGUAGGAGAUUGAAGGGCCUUCAAGACCCAGUAUUAGGAGGCUAAGAUGAUCGAAUCCAAGAGUGUAAUGUCCGACGGAGGUGAUGCCCUUAUGAGUGUAACUGUAGAGGGCUUGCAUGAAGGAAGCUACUGUACUGCCAUACCUUGGCUUUCGGACCUCGGCUCUGCAGCGCAGGCUGGUCCGUGUCCAGCCUUGUUUGUUUUUCUCACCUCUGAGCCCAGUGAUACCGCAUGGUGCUUCCAGGGAAAAUAUGCUGCGCGAGUUCGUAAUGAAGACGAGGGCCCUUAGCCAAGGACGAAUAAACGGUCUACUGUGGAAGAUGGUCACCGUGGUUACGAUUUCAUCUCUGCCUCCGAUUUUUGGAGAGGCUUUCGAUUUGGCCCUUUGUCGACGCGCUAGCGAGACGCUAAUGAGCUUUGCCCUCCUGUCGGCUUGUUUACAUAGCUUGUGUUCAUAUUGUUAUUUUUUACAAUAAAGUUACAGAAACACACGCA